Molecule: messenger RNA, 720 nt
Organism: Aspergillus oryzae RIB40
Lineage: Eukaryota; Fungi; Ascomycota; Eurotiomycetes; Eurotiales; Aspergillaceae
Exons: 4
Coding region: 1-720 (239 amino acids)
Source: RefSeq, a predicted model, not a curated record
AUGUCGAUCAAGUGGUUUCGCACUCUGUCUCGGGGCCCAUUCUUUGAAUCACUCCGUCAAUCACACAGGACCAAUCCAGUUAACGCUGAUUUUCUACGCUCAUCGUCGUUCAACUUCGUCAAUCCACGCCACAAUGUUAUAAGCACCACGGAUUGCGUGACGCAAAAGCUCUUAGAAACAGACAUCGCAAAAUUAAGCGACGAGGAAGUAUUGUCAUUGUUUACUACAGGAUUUUUUGGCGGGUACGCCUUUGCUUGCGAAAGGGUGAUCCUCAGAGCUGGGGGAUGGAAAUUACUCUCAGUCAAGUUUUCAAAUUUUGAAGAUGACCCGGCGGCAAUGACCAUAUGGGACUACACGAAGAUCCCAAGCAGCAAGCUCUUACCACUUGGCAGCCGCUUAUUUGGCUCCUUCAAGUUGAUAGACAAGCAUAUCUCGAAGGCUCCAGGGCUGGAGCCUAGCUACGUCGACUACGGAUUUGGCUCGGAUCAGUCUAGAUUCGCAGGAUGUCACCGAGUCCAGGUCACUCGGUCACCUCAGACCGAGAUCAAGCGUAAACGCGAGGGUGACAAGACACGCAGGGGUCUUCCACUUGGACUAAAGUACCAAUAUGAUAUUCUCGUGGUAGAUGAUAGCAAAGCAUUGAAUCCAAGAGCCAACCAGCUUUUGGCAGCUCACACCGUAUCCCCCUGUUCCGACUUCUUCACACUAACUGCAGCAUAG